UCGGCUCUCCGAUCGCCGCUCCCUUCAUCUCAGCGCAGCAGGCCCGUGCAGGUGCAAGGGCCAGGAACGGAUCAGGCCACCGCAGCUCCGCCCCGGCGCGGAGGCUGGGGGCGCAGUCGCUGUCCUCCGGCACGGGGGUCAGGGUUGGGCCGCACGGGGCACCGCCGCUCCCGGAGUCCGGGCCUCCGCCACGGCACCCCCGUCGGCCCUCGAUCUGCUAGGUGCGCGCUUUCCCCCCUCCCUCUCGCUCUCCCUCUCCCUCCCUCUGCCUCCCUCUCUCCCGCUAGCGCGGAGGCUGUCCUCCAUCGCGGGGGUCAGGACGCGCCCCCUUUGGCGCGGGUGCCGCCGCUCCUGAGGGCCGGGCCUCCGCCGCGGCUCCCCCCCCCCCUGUCAGCACACGAUCUGCUAGGAUGGAUGAAGUUACACAAGCUGUUGAAAAUCUGAAGAAAGAAUGGAGCCAAGCGGUUUCACAGCUUGAGGAGAGCAUUGCUACAAUCAAAUCAUGUGGAAAAGCAGGGAAAGGGACAGAGGAAGCAAAUUCUCUUCCAAGGUUGAAUGGUUCUGCGCAGGAUGCUCUGCAAUUGCUCAAGUCACUGCAGUUUCGGCUUGAUCUUCUAGCGCAGCAGCUACCUACUUUUGAAGAAGUGCAAUCCGGCCAAGCAACCUUACAGUCAUGGGAUGAACAAUACAAGAAGCUGCGUGCUAGUCUGAGGAAUGCUAACUUACAAGCUAAAGAGAACAUUAGAAAAGCUGCUCAAGAGGAGAGGGAGCUUCUUCUUGGGGGUGGAGAAGAGUCUACCAUCCGCAGGCGUAAUCUCCAGACAAAGGCUGGGAUGACAUCUGCUGCUGAAAGUAUCACUGAGAGCCUCCGACGGUCUCGCCAGAUGAUGGUUCAGGAAGUGGAAAGAAGUGCAAGUACCUUGGCAACAUUUGAUGAAUCAACUAGUGUUCUCCAGAAGGCUGAAGGUGAAUAUCAAGGACACCGCUCUUUGCUGAUGCGUACCCGUGGUUUGCUCUCCACAAUGCAACGGCAAGAUGUUCUUGAUAGGGUCAUCCUGACUGUCGGCUUUAUCAUUUUCUCCUUGGCGGUUCUCUAUGUUGUUUCAAGACGUAUUGGUCUGUUGACGCUGCAAAGGAAACUGGCUGAUGCCAUCAGAUCAGGUUCAUUAUCAGCUGAGGACAUCGUAGCAAAAGCCCAGCCUGGACCUGCUGCAGCCAAUGUUCCAGCUCCCGCCCCUCCCAUUUACGAUGAACUGUGAUUUACUUUUAACUAUGGUCUUAUACACUGUAUCCAGAUUCCAGAAGCAACUGUUAAGAUGUGCGCUAGCGAGUUUGGGAAGGUACUCUCCACUGGCGGAAUGAACUAGAUGCCUCACUGCAGUGUGGAUUUAAGUUUAGUGCAGCUGACUUAUUUUUUCUGGGGGGCAUUUAUUUAUACGACCAGCACCAAUAUGGUUCAGAUAGCCUUGAUUCAGAUGUAUAAUUAUCCCAUCCCUCUAUCCAAGUUGGAUUUAAGUGGUAUAGUUUUGGUUUGUUUUA
Panicum virgatum (switchgrass) is the source of this 1539-nucleotide messenger RNA. RefSeq lists its product as uncharacterized. NCBI's taxonomy places the organism in Eukaryota, Viridiplantae, Streptophyta, Magnoliopsida, Poales, Poaceae. Bases 411 to 1259 code for a protein of 282 amino acids. The transcript has 9 exons. The record is from RefSeq and is a predicted model, not a curated record. Gene Ontology annotation, cellular component: endoplasmic reticulum; SNARE complex. Gene Ontology annotation, biological process: retrograde vesicle-mediated transport, Golgi to endoplasmic reticulum. Gene Ontology annotation, molecular function: SNAP receptor activity.